Messenger RNA from Opisthorchis viverrini, 255 nucleotides. RefSeq lists its product as hypothetical. The record is from RefSeq and is a predicted model, not a curated record. The transcript has a single exon. Bases 1 to 255 code for a protein of 84 amino acids. NCBI's taxonomy places the organism in Eukaryota, Metazoa, Platyhelminthes, Trematoda, Opisthorchiida, Opisthorchiidae.
AUGGUGUACGAUUCACUCUCGCCUUCACUCUCACUUACCUUCAUAUUUCCCUAUGCUGCAGGUACAAAAAUGGACUCAGAAGACGCGAAGGAGAAACUGGUCGUUAUCACCUUGUAUGUCGCAAUUGGUCUGUCCGUCUUCGCCAUGUGCUUCAAACUCAUGCAAGAAGAGGUCGUGGACAAAGUGAAGUGGUUCGCAAGUAAAGUGGGUAUAAUCAAAGGGAAAGACAAAAAGAAGGUAGAAAAAGCUCCUUAG